AUGAAUUUUGAUGAGGUUGCUGAUAAAUUAUAUUUACAAUGCUCUGAACAUUUUCAAAUGGAAAUUAAUACUCCACUACGUUUAAUUUGUAAAGGAAAGAUAUUAGACCCUCACAAAAGUUUAGAACAAAAUGAAGUUUAUGAUGAUUCUUUAUGUUAUUUAUAUUCACCUGAUAUCCAAAGAACAAUAAGCAAUGAUGAAGAUGCAAUAAAUGCGUUGAUGGAUGAUAUGGUCAGAGACUUUGGAUUAAGAAAUAAUCCUAGAAUUAUUCUUUAUGUUAACAAUCCCAAUACAGGAGAAAUGGUUCGUGUUAUAAGAACUCCUACUGUUGUAAUAAAUACUCAAAAUGAAUCUUCAGUUAAUACAACUAACUCACAACCAUCUCAAAGUAACAAUGAAACAAAUAAUGUAACUAGAACACAAGAAACAGAAGAACAACCAAUGUUUAGUCAAAUUAUAGAACAAUCUCUUAUAAAUUUACUUCGCAACAUCAAUAACCAAAGUCUUCAAAUUAGCCAUGCUACUCAACCACAACAAAGCCCUCUUGAAAAUCAACAAACUGUUCAUUCACAAACUGUCAAUACUAUGAAUAAUAAUUCACAGUCACAACAAAACACCAAUCAAAAUGGACUUAGAGAAGAACAACAAAGAAGAGAAACUAACCAACCUCAAAUCAAUCCUAUUCCAUCUUCAAAUCAAAAUAACAAUAGUUCAAAUUCUAACAAUACCCUUUUAAAUCAACUAAGAUCUAUAGAUAAUCAAAUCAUAGCAAGGCCAAUCCCUACAAUAUCAUUCCAAAUAUUAGACAUGAGACCUCGGUCUAUUCCAAUUGAUAAUUUACAUGCGUUUCGAGGUAAUACAAGAACAGUAUUACAUUCAGUUAGACAAGAAAGAACGUGUCAACAAGAAAACUCAAGUACUACACCUGUCCAACCAAACAAUAAUCCUAUUGAAGAAAAAAUCAAUAGGCUUCUUUUUGAAUUAUUUGUAACACUUAUUUUUAAUGAAAGAGAAGAGGAUGUAGCAAAAGAAGUGAUUCAGUCACUUUCUACUAUUUCAAAUAACAAAGAAGAAAUUAUUGGCAGCUUUAUUAAUGGAACAGCAACUCUUCUUACAUCACUUCUCAGUGAAUCAACAAAUGAAAAAAGAAGCGUUGACCAAUCAAAUGCAAAUAUCUCUAAACCAAGAAAUCUCAGAAAAAUUAUUAUGGACAGUUGUUUAGUUCAAAUCAAACAAAUUGUUUAUUCAACAUCAAAAAAGAACGGGAAACAAAAUCAGUCAGAAAUUAAUGAUAUUCUUACAAUGACUGGAAUUACUGGAAAGAUUAUAUAUAUUAAAUCGUUAAUUGAAAAUGUAUUGUCUGAUGGUGUUGGAAGAGAAUCAUUUAAAUUACAAACAUUACGAGAUGAAAUUAAUGCUCUAACACAAUCAAGCCAAGCAGUUUUAUUUAAGAAAGAAUUAUCAGCAAUGAAACUCUCAACUACUCAAAUUAAGUCAUUUCGGGUUACUCCUUCUGGAGAAUAUUUAUUUGGUAUUCUUCCUAAUCAACCGACGUCUUUAACAUCUGCUUUGUUAUUUGAUUAUUUAUGUGAACAUCCUAAAGAACGAAUUGAUAGAACUAAUUGUUCAAAUGCUAAUAUUUUUUCAGUUUCAUGGAAAACUCCCGUUUCAUUAGAUUUAUCACUUCCACCAAUUCAUACUAUUUCAGAAGAGAUUGUUGGUGAAUUAGGUACUUCUUGUGUUGGUUCAAAAGAUACAUUUUCUGCUUUAUUAACAAGUAUUUAUGGUGAUUCAAUGACUGAACAACAAGUAGGAGAAUUAAUUGUUUUAUUAAUUCAAUGUGUUGAACGUUCAACAAAUGAUUCAUCUACAGUAUCAGAGUGGGAUGCUGAAAUAAUUGGAACAGUAUUAAAACCUAAAUGUAAAAAUUGGAAUAUUAUUGCUAAAGUAAUGGACUUUCAAGGAUAUGAAUAUAAGUCAUUAAAUGCUAUUAUUUUAUUAAUUAGAAUCUUCCAACAAAUUGGAGAUUUCCCAUUUAAUUCAUUCUUUAAAGAAGAAUGGAAUAAUGGAAGAGCACAAGGAUGUGUUGUACAAAAACUUAUUCAUAUUGCAUCACAAUCAACUAGUGAAAGUCAAUAUUUAAUGAAAUAUAUUUGUUCUUUGUAUAAUGUUGGUGUUGAAAGAGGUAUGAGAGUUUUAUGGGAACAACAAGGAUUUGUAGAACAAAUUAUUUCUAUUGGAGAACGAGCAAGUAGUGAUUUUGAUUCCAUAUAUAGCUCUAUUGAAGUUGUAUUACCAAUAUUAUGUAAAUGUAAAGCAAGUGCAGGAAGACAACGUGCAGUAUUAGCAUUAUUAAGAAAUAAUACAAAACAAUAUUCUAUUGUUCAAUCAUUAUGGAAGAAUAAUUCUCUUAUUAUUGCUCAAGGAUUCAGAGACAGAUACAUGGAAGAUGCAUCUUCCAUUGAUGAUAUAAUUAAUUCGAUUGGAAUUCAGGAAUGUUCUAAAGUUCUUACUCAAAUGAGGCCAACAUCAUUUGCGCUUGAUAUUGCAUGCUUAUUAGUUAAAAAAGAUGGGUUUAUUUUAGACAAAUGGUUGAUUGAACAAAGAAAAUUAAGAGGAAAUGUUUUUGGUAAAGAAAUUAUUCAAUUCAUUAAAGACAAACAAUUAUUGGCUACUGGAGUUUCUCCAUUUAAACUAGACUUAGAAGUAGUGAAACAGUUAUUAGUUACUGCUUCUUCAUGUGGGUCUAGAAAAGAAGCAAAUGAAUUAGAACAACAAUUUUAUACUAAAACACCAAAGAAAGAGACAAUUCCAGGAAGAGCAAAUGAAAUUUUUGGAGAUUAUUUCAAAGGAAAUUAUACAGUAGAAGCAAUUGUUAAUGUAAUUAUUAAGAUGCGUGAUAGUAAUGAUACAUCGGAUAAUGAUUUAUUUGCUUUCUUUAUUAAAACAUUAUUUGAUGAGUUUAAAAGAAUUAGUGAUUUUCUUAAAGUUGAUGUUGUUGUUCAAUUUGGAAAUUUAUAUGGAGAAAUAAUUUCUAAGGGUGUACUAAAGAAUUGUGCUUUAAUUCAUAUUUUAAGAGUUAUCUUAUGGGCACUGAGAGAACCUAUUUCAUCUAAUUUCUUUACUUGUGGAUUAACUGCACUUAGUAGAUUCAAGAAUCGUUUACAUGAAUGGCCAACAUAUUGUUAUUUAUUAAAAGAACUUAAGAGUAUUGAAACUCAAGACCCUCAGUUGUAUAGAACUAUUUGUGAAAAUGCAAAUAGUAAAUUUGCAAUUGUAUUAGCUCUUAUUCAAAAAUUAUACCCUCGUGUUUAUCCUCAAAUAGUAUUAGACUCAAAAAGUGUUUCAGUUAUUAGGACUUUAUGUGGAUGUUUUGAGGAUAUAUCAUCUAUGAGUAUAGAACAAAUUAAAAAAGAAUCUGAAAAUGUGUUUAAUACUUUUAAGCCAGCACAAAUGACUGAAAUGAUUGAAACAUCAUUAUUUAUGAUUGCUAUUAUAAGAGAAUCAACACAACCAAAAUGUAUUGAUACUAUACAAUCAUUUGGGUUUUCUUUGGAUAAACUAAAUUUAUUUACUGUUGAAAUGAUUAAUAUGUUAUUAAAACGAAGAGAAUAUGAUAAACAAACUGCUUCAUUAUUUGAAUCAUUAGGUUCAUUAUUAGGUCUUCUCACUAUUGGAAUGAAUAAACCAUUAAGGUCAAAUAAACUAGUUCCUAAAUCAUUAUUAACAGAUCAAUUAACAGUUGAAAAUUUCGAUGUUAUGUUAGAAUUUGUUGUUCACUUCUUAUUCUCUUCAAAUAAAUCUGAUAUAUUCACUCCAAAUAAUCCUUGGAUUGUUCCGUUACUUCAAGUAGUAUGUGAAGUUUCUUUAUCUCCUGAACUUUUAACUCAUCAUAACUCUAUAGAAAAAUUACUUCAACUACUUCAUAUUUCUGCUAAAGAUUAUCUCGAAUGUCAUCCAUUACGUUCUUCUGCUGAAGACUCAAUUGAUAAACUACGUAAAUUUGCUAAAGAAAGAAACAAUGGGGAUGAAGGUAUUUUUUAUGAAUUUGUAGAAAAUAAACAAUUAAUUCCUGAAAAGACUCUUAAGCAAGUGUUAUUAUCAGAAAAGUCAUUGUGUUAUGUUAAAUCUCUUAAGUCUAUUCCUGAUAUUCAAUUGCCUGAGUAUUUGAUUUGUCCAUCUUUAUCUUUAGAUCAAUGGUAUAUUAUUAUUCUAUGUUUUCUUGACUUUUCAUUACAAGAUAUAAGCAAAACAACUACUGUAAGUAUGAAUGCUAUUAUAACAACUGUUAUUCAAUUGGUUCAAAAAGACUUUGCAAUGGAAACUGAUAUUAGUAAAAUCACAGAAGCUACGAAUCGUGUAUUUAACAUUGCUCAAAAAUUAUCACAAUAUACUUGUAGAAGUUGUUUAGAUACUAAACUUUGGAAAUAUAUUAUUCCAUAUGUUAAUAUUGCUAUUAAACAAAAAGAUAUUUCUAAACCUAUUGAACAAAUAAAAGAAAUUGUGAUGAAUAGUCUUCAACCCCAAAUAGAAAAGGCUGUUUCUAUUAAAUUAGAAGAACUUAAAAAAAGUGCUAAACGACAACUUGAACAAUUCAUUCUUCAAAUAACUCCUGAACGACAAGCUGCUAUAUCUAGUAAUAAUACUAAAUUUGUUGCUAAAGGAUUUGAAUAUCUGAAUGAUGCACCUCAAUUACCUCCUAAACUUCAAAUUGCAUAUGGUGGUGUUACUAAUUAUCAAAUGGAAACAUAUGCUAUAGGAGUGACAAAUGAAACAAAACAACAUUUAGAUGAUAAAUUAGUUAGUUUUGUUCAUCAACCACUUCGUCUUGAUACAAUUGAAAAAUAUGUUCAAUUAUUAACACCUGAAUGUACAGAAAAAACUGUUAGUAAACUUAUUAUACAAUGUAUAAAUAAGGGAAGUAAAGAUUAUUGUAUUCGAACAAUGGAAAUUAUUGGAAUUAUUUUUAUUAAUAAUAAAAAGCAACCAAACCGUUGUUGUGAAUUACUUUCUGAAAUAUUUAAGGAGGUUUGUACUAUAUUUGAAAAGAAUUAUAAUAUUUCUUCAUUUAACCCAGAGAUUUAUGCAACAAUACUUUCUUCAUUAAUAGAAAUGCUUAUUGAAAAAUCACUAAAUAUCAUUGACACUGUCUUAUUAAUGGGCCAUUUUAUGACUUUCUUCCAAAAAUUACAUCCAAACCAAUUCCCAAAAUUUACUUGUCAAUGGAUUGAACUAUUCUCUCAUAGAAGUUUAUUGCUCAGUCUUUCUAAACCUUCUGAAAAAAAGAAUAGAGUCUUGUUUAUGUACUUUGACUUAUUUAUGAAAUAUUUACAAUUUGUUCAACCAAUAUUAACUUUAAAAGUUUCUAUUAGUCAACAAAUAUACUCAGCAACACUAAUAUCAAUCCUUACAUUAAGAGAAUGUUUUCCAACAUUCUUAUCAUUUUUUGCUUUACCAUUAGUAUCUGCUAUUCCUUACACUGCAGUAUCUCUAAGACUUCCAAUAUUAACUGUUGUUUCUCAUGAUGAUAACUAUUCAGAUCACUUUGAAACUAUUAUAAAAAAGAUUCCUCUUGAAAUACAAGAAGUGUUAAAUAAAGGUGAUGUUGCUUCAAUGAUACCAUUCAUCAAAACACCUUCAGCACUCCCUAUUGUUGUUGGGUUAUUAACAAAAAAGUCACUAAACCUUUUAGAAGAUCUUUUAAAAUUAUGUACAGAGUCUCAACAAAUAGAAAUUAUCAAUGCGGUUGUUGAUUUAAUGAGGCUUCAAACAGAAACAACUCAAAUGAUGAAAGACUUUAUUUCAAAAUUAAUUUCUUCAAACAUUGAAAAUUUAAACGAAAUCAUAUUAAGGGUUUUAAUAGAACGGUCAUUUGGUGAAUAUCAUCAAGUUGGUGCUAUGAAAACAUUAGAGUCAUUAGUUCAAACACACCCCCAGUUAAUCCAUUUGGCGAAACGUAAGUCAACUAUUGUAGCUCAAAAAUUAUCUGAACUUUGUUAA
Entamoeba histolytica HM-1:IMSS is the source of this 6000-nucleotide messenger RNA. RefSeq lists its product as uncharacterized. Bases 1 to 6000 code for a protein of 1999 amino acids. Gene Ontology annotation, molecular function: molecular adaptor activity. The transcript has 2 exons. Gene Ontology annotation, cellular component: CCR4-NOT core complex; P-body. The record is from RefSeq and is a predicted model, not a curated record. Gene Ontology annotation, biological process: nuclear-transcribed mRNA catabolic process, deadenylation-dependent decay. NCBI's taxonomy places the organism in Eukaryota, Evosea, Mastigamoebida, Endamoebidae.